Messenger RNA from Varroa destructor (honeybee mite), 6585 nucleotides. It is a transcript of the gene tank, whose product is annotated as EI24 domain-containing protein tank. The record is from RefSeq and is a predicted model, not a curated record. Gene Ontology annotation, biological process: macroautophagy. Lineage: Eukaryota; Metazoa; Arthropoda; Arachnida; Mesostigmata; Varroidae. Gene Ontology annotation, cellular component: endoplasmic reticulum.
GUCGGCCAGGAACUACUACCGCAGCGCCCUCUUUCAUUGUUAGACAAACACCACUUGAUAACAAUAAACAACAACUGAAUAGCUAGCUGUUCCCGUUCCAGUUAUAUGUUCCAAUUAUACUCGAUCAUACGGACGUCGGUGUAUUGAGAUUAUUUUGAUUAAGAAAUACGACAUCAAACGAUCACCACGAUCGAUACUUGCAUUGCUUGCCGGACAUUGAUCGAUGAAUGCCGCUGAUUGUGUAGAUUAUAUGCACAUUAUUGAAGUUGACAGGGUGAUAAUUGUGUGGAAUGAACAUCAAGUAUCUGGUGAACCUUUAAGCUACUGAAGAAAUACUACACUAAAUAUUAGUGAAGGGUCGGGUGAUAAGCAGCUGUGGUCAGAUAUGUUAACGCUGUAUUCCAUGCGAGUGUCUGAUCCAACUGUACGAGGAAGAAGCGAGGUACGCUUAUAACAAAUCUAUUUUUUUCACACAGUAAAUACGUACCAAAAGCUGCCGUUGACCUCGUUGCGUUAUUUCAUGUCAUGAAGUGUUCGAAUUGUAUCAAAUAGCCGCUUAAUGUCGAUGUAGCGUGAAUGUGUUUUUGUGUUUUCCUGUCUGUCCUGUGUCUUCAAUUGGGAAUUUGUGCCACUAUCGGCGUUUGAAGAACGACACGACAGAGCGUGCAUCGCCACCGUCUGAUGUCGCUGUGAUACGCAUUGGCAGCAGAGGCAAUAGCAGCACCAAAACAAACGAACAGACACAAAAGGGCAACGCGUAUAAGCAAUAACGAUAACAGCUGUACGACUAGGAACGCCGAAGUAAAAUUAACAUAGGUGUUUUUCGAUUUUCUGCCGCUUGGUCAGGGCGUCGGUCACCGGAUAGGUCUGUCUAUGUGUUCACGUAUCACAUCUUCCUUCAAAUAUCUUUUGGAACAUUCACUUUCUCUACGUUUCCGUCUCCCAGCGUUGCACAACAUUGUGGAAAUAGUGCUGUUAUGCAGUAUAGUGCAAUUGUGCGUAUCUACCUACCCUUGAAAUUCGUCGGUAACUUCAUCGUAAAAUUGAUUUUUUAAAACAAAAACCCCUCCUAUGAAAGUGGUGUACUCUGCAUUAAUAGCAGUAGCAGCAGCACAAGCAGUAAAUCAUUGCUAACCGCCCGGUCAGUUUUCACGGGUGCAUGAAGCUGACCUGCAUAGAAGCAGGGGAUCGUCGAACAACCUUUAAAACACCUUCGAAUAGAUUAAAAAAGCCUGUUCGAUCCCGGUUAGCAUUAGUUACGAGACCGCUGAACGGAACUUGCCCAAGGUAACUGGUGAAAGCGAUGUAUGUCAGCCUGUUGAAACAGUUCAAAAGUCUUCAUAUCAUACUAUUGGCAUCCAAUGAAAGCGUAACGUCUUGACGAAACUUCCGUUGUUGUCUCCCUAGCCUGGUAACAUAGAGUGCUGCUCAAAAUUGACCGUGAAGCUUCACCCACAAGUGAAGUUGCUCACUCAUAUCGAGGCCUAAUUCGCCGACAUAUUGCCGAAAUCACUAGUUGACGUGGAUGUAAAGCUAAACGGUUUCAAAAGCUCGUAUGAACUUCAGGAAAAUAUGGAAUCGAUCAUUUUAAUAGAAUUGAUGUUAGAAACGGCCAGAACUGAGUAGUGACCUGAGUAGUGACUGCGCAUCAGCAGCUGAUCAGAGAGAGGAACACAGAACAGCAAACUUGGCAGAAAGUUUUCCGGAAAUGCUUAAAGGCAACCCUCUACUACCAUUAUUCGUAUAUCUCUAUUCUAUUCUAUUGUUUUAUUGUCAAACUAUUUAAUUAGUGUUGCAGGGCGUGUUGCUUGAUGUUCGCAUCCUGACGCGUCUAGUUGGGUUAACUUCGAAAUGACAACUAUGGCUUCAAUGGUUACUGUGCGGGAGAUCGUCAGGCUUUUCAUACACGGUAUGAACGACCUGUUCGUUGGGGUAGCUAGCAUCGUCAGGCUCGAUUCCUAUCGGACUGCUGAAGUUUCCCAAAUGGUCGUAAAUGACAUCCAAAAUUUUACCGUUCUUGCUUUACGCCGAGAGAAGCAGCGGCAAGCCAAAAAGAAAGCGUCCGCAGAGGCGAGCAGCAGUAGUGGAAAUCGGCCGAAGAUAGUUCAGCGUCUUAUUCAGUGUGUCCUACUCAACGGAGGCGUUUGCCUCCUAUCGUUGCUUCUCUUCCAGCACGUCUUACUGCCAAGUUUACAAUGGGCACUUUCUUUGGUGUUUGCGGACCAUGCGCGGUCUAUUUGGGCUUGGCUACAGCCGCUUCUUCACUAUACUUUUGGCCUUUUCUGGGUCAUGCCAUUGCUGCUACUGUCCAGAGUUGUCAACUGUUUUUGGUUUCAAGACAUCGCUGACCAAGCGUUUCGGCUUCUCGGACUAAAACCGGCACAAUCAAUGUUCAGCAAUGUCCUGGGAGACAUAAUUUUCUCUACGAUAGUUCAGACCAUUUUUCUGGUUCAGUCGCAAGCGAUUUUUAAAUUACCGAUCUACCCGCUCGGCGACAUUUUAGGAUUGCUUCACCUGUCGCUGCUCAACAGUUAUUAUACGUUCGAAUACAAAUGGUAUAGCAUGGGAUACUCCCUCUAUAAAAGGCUGGACUGGUCGGAAUUUAAUUGGGCGUACCACGCUGGUUUCGGAUUGCCUCUGGCUGUUAUCACAUGGCUUCCCGAGUCGCGUCUGGUUGGCGGCUGUUUGUUCGCUAUCUUGUUUCCCUUGGUCAUUGUUGCUGGUCAUGUUGCGAAUCCGCCAACGGCCAGAACAACCUAUCGGAUACCCUUCUUUCGGCCGUCCGUGUAUAUCGCGAACACGAUCUUUCUUCGAUUCCUCAGUCGGCUUGUUAACUCUAAUCAUCAGCCCCACGAGCAACAACAGAAGCAACAACAACAACAUCAGCAGAAAAGACACGCCACGACGGUAAACAAAAGUGUUAGCGAACGAUCCCAAAGGAAAGAUAUAAUAAAGAGCUGGUAAGAUUAAUUAGUUGGAUUUAAUUGAGCGGCGUUUGAGGAGCUCGAUUUUUAAAAUGGUCGCAAAGGAUCAGUGCGGGGGCUGGGUAAAUUCCUUCGACUUGUUUCGAAAAAAUCGUUUGGUGCCAUUUGGCAGAAAAUCAGCUUUUUAUUUGAACGCCAAUUGCACUGUUCUUUAGAGCUGACUGUUAGGCUACGGUAUGGGAUCAGUUACACUAAAAAAAUUUCAGCUUUAUGGAAUUAGAGAACUGCCUAUAAAUUUCAAUAACUUCAGCUAUGUCGACACGUAGCAGCAAGGUGAACUUCGUCCUGUCCCAUUUUCAAUAAUUUGAUUACCACUCAUGUACCUAAUAUUUACAGAGCAAGCUUUAAAUGGCACUGCUGUUGAGGAAGUCCGCUAACAGUUACAAAGAGUACACAUUAGCAGUUGUCAGCCUAUAUUUUUCGCAGCGGUCUAGCGAUUUCAAAAGUGAUUUGUACAUACAAGAUAACGAAGGGCUGUCCCCCAAAUAGUGAGCUUAAAUUAAUUCAUGUAUAACCGAAAUGCACAUUAAUAAAAAUUUUGACAACACCUGCGUUGAGGACAAGCUAGGUAGUUAGAUUUUCCCAUCAAGCUCAGAGAUAGCACGCUGUUAAGAUUACAACUUGGUUAAAAGUAGUCCAUGUAUUAUCCUGUCGGUACUUCGCAUGGAUUGGCUUAAAUUUAGUCUGUAUCGUCUACGUUCUCAAAAUGAAACCGACAUUUGAAUAAUCUUACUGAGAAAAGCAUCCCUCUUAAUAUUUUUAUGAGGGCCUGAAGUAGACGUGACACUUAAUGUAAUAUAUAUAUAUAUAUAUGUUUAAAGUGCGCGAAAAAAAAGACCUUUGGGAAGCGAAACAACGUGGAGCCAUCAAUGAAGUAGGGUUAAGUUUUCUCUCUUUGUAUAUACAUAUUUAGUCUGAGCCACAGACAAAGCUUUUAUAUCGUCACUUCGUGUUACACUAAUGGCGUCCUCAGACAGUUGUAACUCAGUGCAGCCGACCUUUACAGGAACAAUGUUGCAAAGUUGACUAGUCAAAUACGGUUGAAGGGCGUAGCAUAGUGUCGUCUUUAGAUGAUCCUCAUCAGCUGAUUGCCAUUAUUACGAUGACGGUAAUUGCAUUCAUUUACGUUAUGGUAGUCAAUUUGAGUCUAUUCUUUGUAUUAACGUUUAAAAAGCUUAACAGCUUUUGUCAUACAUGUGUCAAUUCGAGUGUAUUUUGUAUCGUGCCGACUGUUCAGCGUCAAAGAAUGAUUCAACGUAAAAAAAUUAGGCAAAUGGUAACAGAAUUUAUAUGAACCUUUGUUUAACCUGACCAUCUGGUAUAACUGCCCACGUUUACGGCCGUUAGUUCAUAAUUGUAAUAAAUUUUUUUUUCAAUUUUUUUCUCAAACCUUAGCUAUAUCUAAAUAAUUGAACCCCAACAAAAGACCAAGGAUGCUAUUAAUUAAACUGACGUUAUUGAAAUGGACUUCAGCGACAAGGUCUUUAAGGUUGUUGAGUGGAAAUGGGAAUGGAAUGAAAAGGGAGAACCCCUCGAUGUUGUUUUGCCAGCUACAUAUAUCAAAAGUUCGUAUGUAUGUAUGUCAAAAUAGGGGUUGCGUGUGUGAGUACCAGCGACAGGUGACAUUAUACAGUGUGGUCAUCUAGAAUGUUAGUUAUGUACCAGCGUGUCCUGUCACGUCGUUUAAAAAAGUUCAGAUGAUACUAUGCACAAAUUCUGUCUUGAACUGAUUUGAAUAAGGAACCAGAUGGAAUCAUUGUCGAUGCGUAUAUUCAUUAAUGAAAUGAAAUCACCUCGGUAUGCCUUGGUGCUUACCAGGCUGCUGAAUUUUCUGCUUGUCAUAUUGUAAAAACUGUCUAUAUUUAAGACCGAUGUAUGCUAGGAGAUCUGUGUUGUCUGUUAAACUGAUCCACAGAGAAGCUAGAUUUGAAGUUUUAAUUGCCAGGUAAAAGCUGUCUUAGGACAACAAUAAUAAUACGAGGUCAAUCCUAUAGCUGGAAUCUACAUCUACAGCUUUAAGUUUCGCUGAGAUAAUUCAAAUUUUGCUAUAUCAGAAAAGCUUUAUAUCUAUAUAAUAAUAAUAAUAAUAAUGGUAAUCGAAUUAAUGCUGUAAUUAGUGAUUUGAUUGUUUUCGUGCUCAACUCAAGAGGCGCACAAAGGAUCCAGCUGGCUUGUGACGUCAUGUAGCUACUCAAGUGCUAUUUGUAUAGAUAUUCCAUCGUAUAAUUUUAUGCUAUUGUAAAAGGUAAUUUCUUCAUAAUGGCAGCUUCCUACAUAAAGUGGAAUCGUUUCAAUUUUGUCAAAGAAUCACUUUUACCAAUCAAUUUACUUUUUAAAAAAAAAAUUUAUAGGAGAUUAGUUAGCUAGUAAAAGCAGCUUUUGUUCAGGUAAGUAAUCGAUCUGUCUUGGAGCCUGUGAAAAAGCUAAGACGAAAUAAUUAUUUCAGUGAAGACUUUAAAUUAUAGUAGCUUCUAUUUAAUCUAAGCUAAAUCGGCAAGCUAAAUCUGUUAGCGAAAUGAAUUAUGUCUAUUGUAUAUAUUCGUGUACAUGCAACGAUGCACAGUAUAUAUAUAUAUCCAGUACAGGAUAAAUAAAUUGUCGUGGAGGAUCGAUUCUUAGUCGGCUUGAAAUGGGGCGCUAAAAACGCUUUCUGACUAUAGCUAGCUGUCAGUGAAAUACCAGUUAAUGCAAUUGUUGAUAGUGAACUAAAAAAGUUUGUUUUCAAAAUGACAUCAAAUGAAGGCGGUGCUGAUAUAUGCGUAGGCGUGCUGAACCGAUUUAUAUGACAUCAGAACGUUUGAAGUUCGUUCUAGUACUGGUGCCACCUGAAAUUGUUACAAGUUAGUGCCAUACGAGGGGACAGCGAGAAGUCACGUAUGUCUCAUAAGCGGAAACUACAAGAUAGGAGCCCAUGUUAGGACCAGAUGAUUUGGUAAGCCUGUAAUGCAAACGUGGCUUUGCGCAGGGUCGUUCCACUUUAAAUUGUGGUGAAUGUAGUCUUUCUAUAGAGUGUAGAGAGCCGCAGACGAAUGCAUAAAUGAGUAAAAUGUUUGAUGCAGCAGUAUGAAUACUGUCUACCCACCUUUCGAAAAAUUUAGCGAAUGAUGUGCUCGGAUACGUAAGCGGUGAUUAAGGCAUAAAGAAUUAAAUAGCGAUGAUAGCAUGCGAGCAACGUUUACUUUUUUCCAAAAUAAAAUAUAGUAGAGAUGUUGGGUUAGUAAAAUAUUUAUUAUAAGGAACAGAAAUAUAAGACAUCUUUGUAUUGUGAAACACGCAUAACGCGCGAUUUGUAUAGCAAAUAAAGUGACUAAAUAAAUCCUGCAAUAACUUUCACAAAUUUAUAUAAUAUGUGCAUUUACUCUUCAAUCAUAUAAGCUUUUUCUUAACCGAUUCCUGACUUGUUAGUAUGAUUGUAACACCGGAGUAAAUCUGUUUAAAAAAAAAAAGUUAAAAAAAUGUGCGCACUUACGUAUACAAUGAUUUCGUUUGACAAUAAACCCGCUUGUUUUUGUUUGUUUGUUUGUUUGUCGUGCAUUUUACAUAUCGUUUUUACGCAAAGCAAACUAUUUAUCUAUGUGUUACCUGCCACCUAUUCGACCAA